This is a messenger RNA of Pedinophyceae sp. YPF-701, 1005 nucleotides long. Lineage: Eukaryota; Viridiplantae; Chlorophyta; Pedinophyceae. The record is from the annotation of a GenBank genome assembly.
AUGCGCGGCACCUGCCUCAACGCGCCCGCCGCAUCGGCACGGGCGCUGGAGCGGGUGGCCCUACCACGACGGAGCGCCCUGCCCGCGUCCGCUGUUGGACGGGCGAGCUGCGGCGCGGGGCGCAGCAGCAGGCGGAGACACGUGCGGGUGUUCGCGGAGGAUGACGGCGAGAAGCGCGCGCUCGCGCGUGCAGAGCCGCAAGAGCUGGCGCCCCCGGAGCCCGAGCAGGCGUCGGCGGUGCAGAAGUUCUUUUUCCCGGACCAGGAGGAGCUGGACAAGGACUUCGAGAUGCCCAUCUGGGACCACCUCGACGAGCUGCGGGAGCGCGUGCUGCUCUCGGGGCUCGCGGGGCUCGGCGCGGUCGCGCUCUGCUUCUGCUUCUCCAAGGAGCUGGUGUACUUUUUGGAAGCGCCCGUGGCGGAGAAGGGCGUCAAGUUCCUCCAGCUGUCCCCGGGGGAGUUUUUCUUCACGACCAUCAAGGUCGCCGGGUACACGGGCCUCCUGCUCGCCGCGCCGACGAUCUUCUACCAGGUCGUCGCGUACGUGGUCCCGGGCCUGACCCGCAGCGAGCGCAAGUUCCUCGGCCCCGUCCUCCUGGGGUCCACGCUGCUCUUCCUGGGCGGGCUGGCCUUCUCGUACGAGAUCCUCACGCCCGCCGCGCUCAACUUCUUCAUCACCUUCGCCGACGGGGCGGUGGAGUCGCUGUGGUCGAUCGACCAGUACUUCGACUUCGUCCUCGUCCUGAUGCUGUCGACGGGCCUGUCGUUCCAGGUGCCCGUGGUGCAGGUGAUGCUCGGCUCCCUGGGCCUCGUCAGCUCCCAGCAGAUGCUCUCGCUGUGGCGCUACGUCGUCGUCGGCGCGACGGUCGCGGCGGCCGUGCUCACGCCCUCGACGGACCCGUUCACCCAGAUGCUGCUCGCGGUGCCCCUCAUCGGCCUCUACAUGGGCGGCGCGCUGGCCGUGCAAGCCAUCGAGGCGGGGCGGGGCGGCGAGGCGAGCGCGUGA